Molecule: messenger RNA, 1320 nt
Organism: Debaryomyces fabryi
Lineage: Eukaryota; Fungi; Ascomycota; Pichiomycetes; Serinales; Debaryomycetaceae
Product: tRNA threonylcarbamoyladenosine dehydratase
Exons: 1
Coding region: 1-1320 (439 amino acids)
Biological process (GO): cyclic threonylcarbamoyladenosine biosynthetic process
Cellular component (GO): mitochondrial outer membrane
Molecular function (GO): ubiquitin-like modifier activating enzyme activity; tRNA threonylcarbamoyladenosine dehydratase activity
Source: RefSeq, a predicted model, not a curated record
AUGUCCUAUCAAUCCAAAGUGUGGAUGGCUGUAGUUGCAACUGCAGUAAUUACUGCAGGUGUUGUUGAAGGAAUUCAUAGAUAUAUGGAUUCGCAAGGAAAAGCAAAGUCAUCUCCAUCGACUGAGCAGAUUAAAGAAACAAAUAAAGCCUAUUCAGAAGAAUUAAUUCAAGAGCAGUUGGCACGUAACUAUGCAUUUUUGACCGAAGAGGGAAUGGAAAAGGUAAGAAGCCAAAAUAUCGUGGUUGUUGGUGCCGGAGGUGUUGGAUCUUGGGUUACUACAAUGUUGGUCAGAUCUGGUGUGGGUAAAAUUAGGAUAAUAGACUUCGACCAGGUUUCUUUGAGUUCUUUGAAUAGACAUGCAGUGGCAAAUUUGAAAGAUGUUGGAACCUCCAAGGUGGAAUGCUUGAGAAACCAUUUAUUGCAAAUUGCACCAUGGAUUGAAAUUGAUACCAAAAACCAAUUAUGGAACUUAGAUGCGGCCGAAGAAUUAUUAUUUGGAGGUGACUUCAAGCCAACAUAUAUAGUAGACUGCAUUGAUAAUAUAGAUACUAAAGUGGAUUUGUUAGCAUUCUGUCAUGAAAAGAAAUUACCGGUUAUUUCGUCGGGAGGUGCAGCAUGCAAAUCCGAUCCAACCAGAGUAAACAUUUCUGAUAUUUCGAAGACUGAAGAAGAUCCAUUAUCACGUUCAGUACGUAUUCGUUUAAAAAAAAGAGGUAUCAUUACUAGUAUUCCUGUUGUGUUCUCUGCUGAAAAACCAGACCCAAGAAAAGCUCAAUUAUUACCAUUAACAGACGAAGAAGUUGCAAAAGGUGAGGUUGACCAAUUAUCAGCCAUUAAAAACUUCAGAGUUAGAAUAUUGCCUGUUUUGGGUACCAUGCCAGGUAUGUUUGGGUUGACCAUCGCUACCCAUCUUAUUACUUCUAUCUCAGGAUACCCAGUCGAGCCAAUUGAAGGUAAAAACAGAUACAAGGUAUACGACGGAAUAUUGCAGAGUUUGGCAGGCCAACAAUCGAGAAUUGGCAAAUUGGACCAAAGAGUUCCUAUCGCAUUGAACGACGUUAAUUAUAUAUUAGAAGAAGUAUUCCAUGGAAAGUCCCCUAUAUCUAACUAUUCAACGAGAUUGACCCUAUCCAGAUGGGACCCAAGUAAGGAAUUAUCUUACCAAAACGUUGUUAUCAUGACCAAGGAAGAACAGAAGUUGCAUGAAGAUAGAGUCUUAAAAGGCGGCGAGCCAUUGACAGAAGUUUAUACAAAUGAAAUACUUGAAAGAGUAGAACAAAGGUUCUCCGAAGAGCGCUUCUAUUCUCAAUUCCGUUAA